AGUAUAUUCCGUUCAUUGCCAGCUCAAAACCUCUCUAAAAUACCACACCGUCUUAACAAGAAUCCUCUUCUCAACUCUCUCUAUAUAAGUAGCUAGAAGCUAGGUAUACCUACAUAUGUUUCAUGCAUACUGAGAUCGAUCGAUCCAUCAGGUUGCUACUACCAAGAACAGAAACCCUAGCUAGCUAGUUAAACAUCAUCGAUCACCAUUAGACUAAUUUAGAGCUCUUGCUCGAUCUUACGAUACGCAACGUAGUGAUCACACUGCUGUGCUGCAUCGUAUAGUAGCUAGCUAGCUAAACACAGAGCUUAAUUAGCUGAUUAAUUAAGGUAGAUGAUGGCAGCUCAGGCAAGCAGCAAGCGCGGCAUGCUGCUGCCACGGGAGGCGGUGCUCUACGACGACGAGCCCUCCAUGCCGCUGGAGAUCUUGGGCUACCACGGCAAUGGCGUCGGCGGCGGUGGCUGCGUUGACGCCGAUUACUACUACAGCUGGUCGGGGUCCAGCUCCAGCUCCAGCUCGUCGGUGCUCAGCUUUGACCAGGCGGCGGUCGGCGGCAGCGGCGGCGGCUGCGCCCGGCAGCUGGCUUUCCAUCCCGGCGGCGACGACGACGACUGCGCCAUGUGGAUGGACGCCGCCGCCGGCGCCAUGGUCGAGAACACGUCUGUCGUCGCCGGCGGCGGCAACAACUACUGUCAUCGCCUGCAGUUCCACGGCGGCGCCGCCGGUUUCGGACUCGCGAGCCCAGGCUCGUCGGUCGUUGACAACGGCCUCGAAAUCCACGAGAGCAACGUCAGCAAGCCGCCACCGCCGGCAGCCAAGAAGCGCGCAUGCCCGAGCGGCGAGGCGAGAGCAGCGGGGAAGAAGCAGUGCAGGAAAGGGAGCAAGCCAAACAAGGCUGCUUCUGCUUCUUCUCCUUCUCCUUCUCCUUCUCCUUCUCCUUCUCCUAACAAGGAACAACCUCAAAGCGCCGCUGCAAAGGUAAGAAGAGAGCGGAUCAGUGAGAGGCUCAAAGUUCUUCAGGAUCUCGUGCCUAAUGGCACAAAGGUAGACUUGGUCACCAUGCUAGAAAAGGCGAUCAACUACGUCAAAUUCCUCCAGCUGCAAGUGAAGGUUUUGGCUACUGAUGAGUUCUGGCCGGCACAAGGAGGGAAAGCACCAGAGCUCUCUCAAGUCAAGGACGCCUUGGACGCCAUCCUAUCUUCUCAGCAUCCAAACAAAUGAUGUUGUGCUGCUGACACAAAAUGCAUCAAAUUUCACAAAGCUAAUAUUAAGUUUGAUGCAUGUAAGAUCUUUAGAACAGAGGCAAUGUAACAGGGCUUCUGCUCUGAAAAGAUGAGAGAAUUGUUCUAUUGGACUUUCAGAGUUGGAAAUCAGUCGUGCAUCUUAGAUGUUUUUUUUCA
Messenger RNA from Oryza sativa Japonica Group (Japanese rice), 1400 nucleotides. Its product is annotated as transcription factor RHD6. Gene Ontology annotation, biological process: regulation of DNA-templated transcription. Gene Ontology annotation, molecular function: DNA-binding transcription factor activity; protein dimerization activity. The record is from RefSeq and is a predicted model, not a curated record. Lineage: Eukaryota; Viridiplantae; Streptophyta; Magnoliopsida; Poales; Poaceae.